Xyrauchen texanus (razorback sucker) is the source of this 1945-nucleotide messenger RNA. RefSeq names its product chromosome 13 C1orf159 homolog (gene c13h1orf159). The coding region runs from base 382 to 999 and encodes 205 amino acids. The record is from RefSeq and is a predicted model, not a curated record. Lineage: Eukaryota; Metazoa; Chordata; Actinopteri; Cypriniformes; Catostomidae. The transcript is spliced from 7 exons.
CUUCAGAAGGGAUAUUAUAGGUGUGAGUGAGAAACAGAACAAUGUUUAAAUCCUUUUUCUCCACUUUAACUUUCACUUUCUGGUGUGAAAGUGAAACUAAACAGGCACAACGUGUGACUUUUAGAUGUAAAAGUGAAAGUGGAGAUUUAGAGUAAAAAUAAUUACUUGCAUUUUGAACUGUUUCUCACUCACAUCUAUUAUAUCGCUUCUGAAGAUAUGGAUUUAACCACUGGACUCAUAUGGGUUAUGGCUAUGUUUCCUUUAUGUGAUUUUUGGAGUUGCAAAUGUCUGAUGACCUUUCACUUGCAUUGUAUGGACCUACGUUUGCAUUCUGCUGAAGAAAGUCAUACACAUCUGGAAUGUCAUGAGGGUGAGUAAAUUAUGAGAGAAUUUUUAUUUUUGGUUGAACAUCCCUUUAACAAAGCAGCUUGUUUGGUUGUAUUUAUUAAGACCAGUUCCAUGUUUUAUGUGUAUAUUUUGGAUUUGUAUGUGUUUCAGGCUCUGCUAGAAAACUCCAAUGACUGUUGUGAAAGAAUAAAGAGAAUGAAUGAAACCUGUGCAAAUAUUACACUCUGUGAUCCUGGGCUUCGACAUGUUCAAGAGAACAGUACAAAUUUUUGUGUGUACUGUGACUCACUGGAGCAGUGGAAUUCAACAUUCAACAAUACUAGGUCCAGUCACACUCCAGUACCUGCAUUCAUUGGUGGUUCAGGUGUAGCAGCCUCUGUCCUUCUUGGAACUCUUCUGAUAAGCCUGGGCAUCAUCCUUACUGUGGCGUCUUUCUUUUACCUGAAGCGCUCAAACCGCCUUCCUGGUUUCUUCUACAGGCGCAACAAGGCUUUUAUGUUCCAGCCAAGUGAGACGGCUGUCAUGAUUCCUGAAGCCACAUCUUCAGUUCGUAAACAAAGGUAUGUCAGGAGAGAGAGGCCUUCAGCAACAUCAGCCUCCCGCAAUGCUACUGUGGCAACUGGUGCAGUAACAAAGGUAUACAAUGUGUGACCAGCCUCAAAGGGCCAGUUAUGGGCCCCCCUCUCAAAACAUGGGACAGUGUGUCCGCCAGCACUGUUUUCUAAAAAUUAAUUGAGCAGUAACAUUUUCCGUUAGUUAUGUACACGAGCGAGUGAAAUGUUCAAACUGACGUAAGAUUUUUCUUUUGGAAUUUUUUUUCGAUUCAUAUUUAUUUCUAUUUAUAUUUUUUUCACACAUGGUGUUUUUGACACCUGGAGAGUUUUUGUAGUGUAAAUCUAUUAUUUUUGUCAAGUAAUUUGUUUUCUCAAUGGAUUUUGUAAUGUUUAUAUUCAUUUUCAGUAUUUUCACGUGAUUAUUGUACUUUUGAAUCUUUUGACAUUGUACCUAGGAUCCAAAACAUGACUUCCUUGAUGAUAUUUGCACACAGUGAGCCAUUAGCAUUUUGUACUUGUGGAUAAAGCAGUUUAAGUGUCCAGUUCCUGUACAAAAAAACUUGAUUAUUUCUAUCGAUUAUGUACCUUGUUCACAUAUUCCAUUAGCACUUUAUUAAUUCCACAUGAAUAUUACAAAAAAUAAUAUAAUAACAAUAUAAAAUACAAAUAUGGACAUAGUACAACUAUGUUAUACUAACAAGUAUGAAAGACCCUCCUGUUAACAGUGGCUAGUUCUUCAUAGAGCUCUUCUAUAUUCAUAGUGUGUUAUAGCAUGCACCAAAGUUGUUCCCAAGUAUAUAAUUAUGAUUUAAAAUGGGCCUCAGGCCUUAAAGUUACAAACUAUGAUGUCAAUGCACAAAUCUAAGCAAAAUUGUAACGAAAAUGUGUUGCCAAAUAAAGAAAUACCAUUUUUAAUUUGAGGAACCUUGUCCUUGACCACUUUAAUCAUUUUGUCUUUCCAUUUUAUCAGACAAAAGUGCCAUUAACUGAAUGUAAUAAUGGAUGAAGAAGACCUGGUUACCAAAUUAGAAUGUAAUAUUUGG